Zingiber officinale is the source of this 990-nucleotide messenger RNA. RefSeq names its product ABC transporter B family member 25-like. The record is from RefSeq and is a predicted model, not a curated record. The transcript has 3 exons. Gene Ontology annotation, biological process: transmembrane transport. Lineage: Eukaryota; Viridiplantae; Streptophyta; Magnoliopsida; Zingiberales; Zingiberaceae. The coding region runs from base 1 to 747 and encodes 248 amino acids. Gene Ontology annotation, molecular function: ATP binding; ATP hydrolysis activity; ATPase-coupled transmembrane transporter activity.
AUGAUGAAGGCAUGUAAGGGGGAAUGCGAGCUUCGCCAUCAGCAGACGCCGACGACCAUUCCCCUUCUCCCCUUCAGGCCACCUUUGCGAGGACGCCGACCACCAUCACUCCUCUUCCUUCUCCACGCUGACGACACCGGCGCCGCCCCAUUUUUUUCUUUUAUGUUUGGGCCGCAGCCACCAGGCGGCUACCUUGUUUUGUUUGGCCGCCGACACCGCGAACAGAGGAGGGAUGGAGUUCCUCCUUUGUGCUUCUCUUUGCCGCCGCCAUCAUUGCCGCAGGAGAUGCACGUCGCCUCGCUGGAGAAAAUGGCAAAUGCUCACGAGUUUAUAUCCAACUUUCCUGACAAAUAUAAGACACUGGUUGGUGAACGAGGCAUAAGAUUAUCUGGCGGCCAGAAACAGAGAGUAGCCAUUGCGAGAGCCUUACUGAUGAAUCCACGAGUUCUUCUGUUGGAUGAGGCCACAAGUGCUUUGGAUGCUGAGAGUGAAUAUUUAGUGCAGGAUGCAAUGGAUUCCCUGAUGGAAGGAAGGACUGUUCUUGUGAUAGCUCACAGACUUUCAACAGUCAAGAGCGCAGACACAGUUGCCGUAAUCUCCGAUGGCCAGAUAGCUGAGAGAGGUACCCAUGACGAUCUUCUCAGCAAGGAUGGCAUUUACACUGCACUCGUGAAGAGGCAAUUGCAAGGAUCCAAAUCCGACACAGCGGAAGAGACAGGCGCAAAACUUAAUGGAGUUGAGGUCUGAUUCAUCUCACUUGGAUCCCGGCAAUGUGAAAAAGUGUGCACUGCUGUGGAUGCAUUGUUGUCAAUUUUUAUGAAUAAGUUGUGUCAAUGUGUGCUUUUGAAGAUGACUACGAUGCCAAGUUAUCACUUGGCAUUUCUAGAGCUUGGACCUCGCAGUUUUAAUGCUUUUGCAUUGUAACUGGACUGCAACUUUAACAAUGCGUGUGUUCUCACCAUCCGCAACAACUUAAUCCUUUCAAUCUCA